This is a messenger RNA of Eremothecium gossypii ATCC 10895, 2094 nucleotides long. RefSeq names its product ABL018Cp. The coding region runs from base 1 to 2094 and encodes 697 amino acids. The record is from RefSeq and is marked provisional. Gene Ontology annotation, biological process: long-chain fatty acid metabolic process; long-chain fatty-acyl-CoA metabolic process. Gene Ontology annotation, cellular component: plasma membrane; endoplasmic reticulum; lipid droplet. The transcript has a single exon. NCBI's taxonomy places the organism in Eukaryota, Fungi, Ascomycota, Saccharomycetes, Saccharomycetales, Saccharomycetaceae. Gene Ontology annotation, molecular function: long-chain fatty acid-CoA ligase activity.
AUGAAGUCGGCCAGUGUUAUAGUAGGAGAGCCCGCAGGGCCUCACGAGACGGCGCCACGGCGCAACUCCAAGUGCCCGGAUGCGGUCGUGGAGCGGCCGCUGGGGUUCAGCUGCAACACGGUAUAUGAGUUUGCGUUGGAGGCGAUGGAGCGCGGCGGGCGGCAGCGCGCGAUGGGGUGGCGGGAGACGGUGGAGAUCCACGAGGACCGCAAGAUGGUGACGAAGGUGGUGGACGGCAAGGAGACGGAGGUGGAGAAGACGUGGUUGUACUACGAGAUGGGCCCGUACCAGUACGUGACGUACGACCAGCUGCACGUGGAGAUGCACGACUACGGGCGGGGGAUGGUGAAGAUGGGGCUCCAGCCGGGCGGCGAGGACCGCUUGCACAUUUUCGGCGCGACGUCGCACCGGUGGAUGCGGACGUUCUUGGCAGCGCAGUCGCAGGCCAUCACGGUGGUGACGGCAUACGACACGUUGGGCGAGAGCGGCUUGAUCUACUCGCUCCAGCAGACGGGGUCGAAGGCGAUCUUCGUGGACAACAACCUCUUGGAGAAGUUGGUGAAGCCGGUGCAGGAGAUCCCGGACUUGAAGUACGUGAUCCACGCGGACCCGCUCGACCCGGAGGACAAGCGCUACGGCGGCCGGAUGUACUCUGACGCGCAGAAGGCGAUCGACCGCAUGAAGGAGGUUCGGCCGGACAUCGAGGUUUACAGCAUGGACGAGGUCGUGGAGCUCGGAUCGCUCUGCCGGGACUCGAUUUUUGUGCACCGGCCACGCAAGAAGGACCUUGCGUGCAUCAUGUACACCUCGGGCUCGACAGGUGACCCGAAGGGUGUGUCGUUGACCCACGCUAACAUCGUGGCGGGCAUUGGCGGUGUUUCCGUUGUGAUCAACCGCGCGAUUGUGAAGCCUGACGAUCGUGUCAUCGCGUUCUUGCCGCUUGCGCAUAUUUUUGAGCUUGUGUUCGAGUUGACCUGUCUCUACUGGGGCGCCUUAAUUGGCUACGGCUCCGUCAAGACGUUGAGCGAGGCUUCGGUCCGCAACUGUAAGGGCGACAUGAAGGAGUUCCGGCCGUCCGUCAUGGUCGGUGUCGCAGCUGUCUGGGAGGGUGUCAGGAAGGCUAUUGUUGCGCAGGUCACUAAGUUGCCUCCGUUCAAGCAAAAGAUAUUCUGGGCGGCCUACCACACCAAGCUACGCAUGAAGAAGUGCCACAUUCCAGGCGGCGAUCUAAUAGGAAGCAUGAUCUUUAAGAAGGUGCGUGAGACCACUGGUGGCAACCUUCGCUACAUCUUGAAUGGUGGCUCUCCAUUGUCGCGGGAUACGCAAGUUUUUAUUUCCAACUUGAUUUGCCCCGUGUUGAUUGGUUACGGCUUAACGGAGACUGUGGCGAAUGGCUGUAUAGUGCCUCCACACCACUUCAAGUACGGGGUUGUGGGAGACAUUCUUGGUUCUCUAACGGUCAAAUUGGUCGAUGUCGAGGAGCUCGGCUAUCUUGCCAAGAACAACCAGGGUGAGCUCUGGGUCAAGGGCCCCGCCGUGUUUAAAGACUACUUGCAGAACGAGGCCGAGACCGCUGCCGCUUUGGAAGACGGGUGGUUCAAGACUGGUGACAUUGCCGAAUGGACGAAGAAGGGUCAAUUGCGUUUGAUCGACCGUAAGAAGAACCUUGUCAAGACGUUGAAUGGUGAAUACAUCGCUUUGGAGAAGUUGGAGUGCAUCUACAGAUCCAACAAGUAUGUGGCCAACAUCUGUGUCUAUGCUGACCAGACCAAGGUCAAGCCAAUUGCGAUUGUGGUUCCAAACGUCAAUGCUGUCACCGAUUUGGCCAUCUCAUUGGGGUUGAUCAAGGACGGUUGCGAGGUACGUGAUGUUUAUGAUAGCAAAAAGUUGAAGAAGGUGAUCUUGGACGACAUGCAUAAAACUGCCAAGGGCCAGGGAUUGGGUGGUAUUGAGUUGAUUCUUGGGUUCGUGAUCUUCGAUGAUGAGUGGACCCCACAGAAUGGCUAUGUCACCUCUGCGCAGAAGCUACAGAGAAGAAAGAUCUUGUCUGCAGUGCAGUCAGAAGUUGACGCACUAUAUGCCGCGAACUCUUAA